AAACCCACCCCCCCCUCCGGCUCCAAACCGCUCCGCCGCCGUCUGCCUGUUUUGGUUGAGCCGGUCCGCGUCCCGCGUGUCCCGCGGCAGCCUCCCGAGGCCCUCCACCAAACCACGCUCCAAGAACGCAACAACAACAACACCGGCGACCAGCACCCCCCCCCCCCCCCCCCCAAGAGCAUCGCGACCAUGUCCACGUCGAGCUCUCCGUCGUCGGCAAACCCGCGAUCCCUCCGGUGAGCGGCAGCGGCGAGAGACCGGCGCGCGCGUGCCAUGGCGGCGCUGUGGCUCAGGCUGCUGCUCGCCGUCGGGCUCCCCGUCGCGGCGCUGGUCGCGGUCGCGUUCGUGGUGUACCGGCGGCGGAGGUUGCCCCGCAACGCGCCGCCGGAGCUGCCGGUCGAUGGCCCCGCGCCCGCCGCCGAGCCGGCGGCGAGCCCCGGGCUGACGAAGCUCAACAUGAGGUACAGCGCCGAGAGCGGCCGCGUGGGGCUCCGGUUCCAGCAGCUGCACCAGCACCAGCACCACGCCCGCGUCGACGUGCGGCACCGGGGCCCGGGCGGCGGCGCGCAGCAGGGCGCGUUCCAGUGGGCGGACCACCCGCGGCUGGUGACGGAGGCGGCGGAGAACGGGUGGGCGCAGUUCGUGUUCGCGGUCGCGCCGCCGCGGUCAAAGUCCGCCUCCUCGUCGCCACUCUGGGGCACCUGCCCGGUCUGCGACGCCGGGAUGACGAGCCGCGACAUGGCGGAGGCGGCCUGGGAGCUCCCCACGGGGUCGUCCGAGCGGAUGCAGGCCGUGCGCCUCAACCCGGCCGCCGCCGCCGCCUCCUCCGCCGCGUCCGGCAGGAAGUGGCUCCCCGGAAGCAUCCCGAGCCCGCUCCGCGGCGACACGGACGCGGGGAACAACCCCGGCGGUGCGCUCUGCCUCGCCAGGAUGAGCCUGCCGCUGCCGGGGCCGCCGCUCGCCGGCGCGCCGUUCCCGCAGGACGCCUACUUCGAGAUCACCAUCAUCUACCUGAACACGAAACGGCCCGAGUGGUCAGCGUCGAGGGCGAGCAGGCGUGGCCGGGACGGCACCGGCGAGAGCGACCGCGUCAAGCUCAUCAGGUUCGCACCGGACGCCAAGGACCCGGUCCAAGAAAGCAGAGCCGCCGCCAAGGACGAGCUACAGGACAAGCAGCGGCACCUCGUCAUGUCGCUGGGCCUCGCCGCCGCCGCCGGCGCGCCGCCGCGGCCGUCGCCGCCCGGGACGUACGCGUCGUCCAUCGGCUUCCACUCCGACGGCGCCGUCUACCUUGACGGGAUGAAGCUGGUGUACGAAUCGGACAAGUCCUCGUGGGCGGGGGUGGACAAGGUGGUCGGGUGCGGCUUCGAGCCGGCGAGGCGCAAGGUGUUCUUCACCGUGGACGGGCAGCUGGUGCACGCCGUGAGCUGCAACGCGGAGGCGUUCGCGAGCCCGCUGUACCCGGUGCUGGCCUCCAGCUUCGACGUGAUGGCGCUGGUCAACCUCGGGCAGGGCAAGUUCCGGUACGCGCCGGCCAACGCGCGGCGCACGGCGAACCCGUGCUUCGUGCGCGCCGCGUCCGCGGUGGACGCCCGCGGCGGCGGCGGGAGCGGCUCCAUGGGGCUCGACUUCGACGACAGCGGCGAGCUCUUCUCCAUGGGCCGCGUGGACUCCGGGUGGAUGGAGGCGAUCCGGGUGAGCAAGAGCAGGAAGGACAGCGUCGCCGGCUCCGUCGCGGCGUCGGUCGGCGAUCCGGAAGGCGAGUCGGACCUGUUCGAGAUCCCGCUGCGAGACUGAUGAACGGCGACGGCCGCCGGCGACCGACAGGUGGCCCAUUUGUCAAACAGGAGUUAGUUGUAGUUAAUGGCGAAUGGUCAGGGUGAUACUGACAGAUGCUUAGCAGCUUAGGAGUUAGGACACUGCAGGAUAAUUUGGCUGUUGUUGUAUUAUCAUCUAGCUGCUGUUACCUAGAUGUGAAAAAAAAGUGUUACAAGUAGGUUAAAAGGAUUGAAAGUUUGUCUUAUGUAACGAGCUUUUGAUUCGUUACUUCCUUCUUUGAUUCCCUUUUGUGCCUUUUUUUAAAUAUUUUUUUGGCUUUUACUAUAUUGGAUGUAAAGAUGAUAGAGUGGAGAUAGAUUCUGAGACUAGAAUUUUAAAA
This is a messenger RNA of Panicum virgatum (switchgrass), 2158 nucleotides long. RefSeq lists its product as uncharacterized. The coding region runs from base 274 to 1797 and encodes 507 amino acids. The transcript has 3 exons. The record is from RefSeq and is a predicted model, not a curated record. NCBI's taxonomy places the organism in Eukaryota, Viridiplantae, Streptophyta, Magnoliopsida, Poales, Poaceae.